Anopheles marshallii is the source of this 2820-nucleotide messenger RNA. RefSeq names its product streptococcal hemagglutinin (gene fl(2)d). Gene Ontology annotation, biological process: regulation of alternative mRNA splicing, via spliceosome. Lineage: Eukaryota; Metazoa; Arthropoda; Insecta; Diptera; Culicidae. The transcript is spliced from 4 exons. The record is from RefSeq and is a predicted model, not a curated record. Bases 1 to 2820 code for a protein of 939 amino acids. Gene Ontology annotation, cellular component: nucleus.
AUGAGUGCCCCUGAAGACACCACUGCGACCGCACAACUUGCUUCCGAUCAUCAUCACCAGCAAAAUGUUGUGUCACCGUCAGCAACUUCCGCGUCCUCCACGCCUGUACCGGCAACAGUAGCAGCAGCAGCACCAGCUUCAUCAUUACUAUCUUCCCCAACACCAUCGAAUGUUGGAUCGCCUACAGUUACCACACUGAGUGCAGUGAUAACAGGUACAGCAGACACAGGCACCGGAAGCGGUGCUGGUGCGUCUGCAACACUUCCCGCCAAUAACGGAAGCAAUAACAACAGCCACUCCGGUGACAGUAAAGACGGCGUUGGUGCCGCUGCCAGCAACAGUAGUGUGCCGGACGGAAAUAACCGGAACGUAAGCAGUGGUCCGCUCGAUGCUGCUACAGAUGCGGCGAAUAUUUGCGAUGCGGAAAAGGUACCAGCGGCUACCACUUCCAGUCCACCACGGACUGAAGAAGGAAUUUCUGCUGCAGGAAUUGUUGUUGCCACGUCAGAUAAUCCGGGUGCGAUAGAACCCGGCUCAUCCGGUGGCACUUCAACACCAGUGGCAGGAGGAGUAUCCCCUGCAUCGCUGGCCGCCGGUGAUGUCGCUGCUACGAAAACGUUAUCCUCCGCGACAGGUAGUGGCGGAACGUCGCUGGUUGCCAGCGGCAGUGUUGUCCCAACGGUUACAAAUGGAGGUGGUGGGAAUAAUACAGGCGUACUACCUGUAACAGCAGGUACCACGAUUACGCUGCGUGGCCGCGAUGUAACCGACAAACACUCGCUGGAAUACCACUGCCGGGUGCUGGAAGAGGAGGUACAGUUAAUCAAGGAGUCCGAGGCAAAGAUCAAACAACAGUAUAGCGAGUCUCAGCGCCGGGAACGUAUCCUUGCACGUCGGGUUGCCGUGCAGGAGCAGGAAAUGCGCGACUAUUCGAAACAAAUUGCGGAACUCAAGUCUGCCCAAGCACCCGGUCCGGCUGCACUGCGGUCGGCUUUGCUUGAUCCCGCAGUGAACAUACUCUUUCAGAAGCUUAAAGCGGAACUGCAGGCGACCAAGGCGAAGCUGGAGGAAACACAAAACGAGCUAUCGGCGUGGAAGUUUACGCCCGAUUCGAACACCGGCAAGCGACUGAUGGCCAAAUGUCGCUUGCUGUAUCAGGAAAAUGAGGAGCUUGGUAAGAUGACCUCCAACGGUCGGUUGGCAAAGCUGGAAAGCGAGCUGGCGCUGCAGAAGAGCUACAACGAGGAGGUGAAAAAAUCACAGCUAGAGUUGGAUGAUUUUCUGCAGGAGCUGGAUGAAGAUGUCGAGGGCAUGCAGGGUACGAUCGUGUUUCUCCAGCAGGAACUAAAACAGACGAAGGAUUCGCGGGACGAAAUGGAAAAGGAGCUCAUACAGUUGCGCGCCUACGUUGCGGCCAAUCUGGGUCCCUUCUCCGGUAGCGCCAACAACCCCACUAGUGGCAGCACACCCACGGACGAGCGCAGCUCAUCGAUGAUGCUGAUGAUGGAUGCGCACGAUAGCAAUAGUAACAGCAACAGCCAUGGUCACGAUGCCUACCACCAGCCGGACGGUGGCGGUCCGGACAGCAUCGGCGGUGGAGUCAGAGUGGGUGAUAUGGGCGGUGGUGUUACCCCGAUCUAUCUAGUGAACGGUGGUGGUGUUGGUAGCGGCAACGCUGACACCGGAAGCAGACUGGUGAAUAAAAGUUCAAGUAGUGGUGAUGAUCACGAUAUGAUGGUGUACAGCAAUCGGACGCACUGUGGUGGCGCUGUUACGAAUAGUAAUGAGUUACGAACUACACCGUCAACCGGUGGAUUGUCACUGACAGCGGCUCCGUCUGUCUCUGCCACCGGCAACCCUGGCAACAGCAGCGGCGGCGGCAGCAGCAGCAGCAGCAUCAACAGUGCCAGCAGUACUGCUGCUGCGGUGAACGGUGGUUCCACUGCAGCGAUCGCGUCAGUGAGCAGCAGCGGUGUUGGUGGUGACCCGUUAGUUAAUGAACUGAAUGAUCCGCUGUUGCCUAGUAGUGUCGCUGGUAGUGAUGGCAGCGGUAGAACUAGUAACAGUAAUACCGAUAGCAAUAGUGGCGGUAACGUUGCCGAAGUCGACCACAGUGUGAAUAGUACUAACAGCAGCAGCAGUGGCAACAGUACUGCGCUGAAACAGCAACACCACCAACAGCAGCAGCGAACAAGUAAUAAUGUCGGUCGAAACGGUGGACGAACAACAGUGGCCGCUAGGAAGCGCAAUUACAAUGAAACCGAGAUUGAUUCGGCAGAGCUGGACGGUGGUGUUGGUAGCAGUGCUGGUGGUAGUGAUGUUGUCAGUGGUGGCGCUUACGGAAGCGAAAGUGUUGUUGUUGACGGUGUGCUAGUGAAGGACGUUGGUGUUGCGGAUAGUAGUGCUAGUAGUGGUGCCAGUGUUGCGAACGGUAAGCUGAUGAACGCCGCCGACAGUUCACUGCUGAUCGAGCAGCAACAACAGCAGCAGGACGUCGAAUCGUCAAACAGCAACAAACGCAUGACACGAUCGGGUAAGGGUAAAGCGAUCGCAACUGCUGCACCAGCGGCUGCGUCCGUUUUGUCCAUUUCCACCCUCUCCUCAUCCGCCUCCACCACAUCCUCCUCCUCAUCAUCCGUCUCCGCGUCGAACGUGUUAAUGACGAGUGCGGCGAAAAAGCUCCGAAGAGGUUCAAUCGCACCGGACGACGAAGUUGAUCCGUUGUGUGAUGCACCCCCUUCGUCACAGCAACAGCAGCAGCAGCAGCAACAACAGCAGCCACAGCAACAAACGAUAUCGUCCGCCAACGGUUCGAAUUAG